Molecule: messenger RNA, 2322 nt
Organism: Diorhabda sublineata
Lineage: Eukaryota; Metazoa; Arthropoda; Insecta; Coleoptera; Chrysomelidae
Product: calcium-independent phospholipase A2-gamma-like
Exons: 7
Coding region: 405-2204 (599 amino acids)
Biological process (GO): arachidonate metabolic process
Cellular component (GO): membrane
Source: RefSeq, a predicted model, not a curated record
AUUUAAAAAGGCACAAACGAGUACGUGAGGUUUAGUACGUGGUCCCUUCCAAUCGAAAAAUGAAAACCGCAUUAUGUGGUGUGACUUUUGGAUGUGUGGGUAUCUAUCAUCGUACGACUUUUCGUCAUACGUCGCUAACCGACUCGAAUAUAAACGGCACGUGUACAUCUACUUUCUCGUUUGGCGUGAGUUCAAAUAGAAUUAUUAUAAGGUGUUUAAUCUCAAACAAAAACAAGUACCUGAGUAACGUUUUGUUUUGAUAAUAAUUCCCAGAGAUAUUAGUGCGAAUAUAAGGAAGCGUAGUACGCUAUUUAUUCAUUGGUAUAAAUUGUUGCCCGAGUUCAAUUACGUUCAGUUUAAAAAAAAAGUUUUGAAGCGAACAUUAAAAUGUGCAUGUUUAGGUCAUGUCUUUAACGAAGAAUAUAUCACAUUGUGGAAAAACUUUAAUAAAUAGAGUGUCCCAUAAACACGAUAGAGUUUAUCAACAUAAAAGGAAGAUUACCUCGGGAUCAUCAGAUGUGGAAGAUUCUGUUAAAAUGCAAGCGAAAAAUAUCGUUUUGAACCAGUGGAAACUCAUAAACGAAUUGAAAAAGUAUUUUUCAAAAUUUACCAGCGAUAAUACUUUCGAAACAGCAUUGAACAAAGAAUUUGCCCAGUUUCUUCAAAAAAUCGACUCGAAAACUUACGGAAGGGAAAUAAUCAAAUAUUUUACUUCGACUACUGAAAACGUAAAUAACACAUCGAUUUCGGAUACCAAAGAAGUUAAACAAGGACAAGCUAGCGCUAGCAGACUAUCUUUACCUAUACAAAAUGUAUUAAGUGGACUAAAUAUUAAUAUCCGUAGUAAAGAGGAAGUGAAAAAGGAAGUAUUACCCAGAUGGAAAACCAUUCCGAAACCAAUAGUGUCCCAACAAGCGAUAUGGGCAAGAACUAGCCAAGUUUUAAGUUCAAUAACCGUAGCAGAUACUGAAACUAAUCAAAUUAGAAGAAUAGAAGAUUUAAUAUGUCAUCUAGAACAAUACCCCGAAGCUAAGCAUAAUGCUGUUAAGGAAGGUGCUAUCAAAUCAUUGUUAUGUAUUAGAGAAAAUACAAAAAAUCCUUAUCUCUUAAGCACCUUGAAUGUAGCUACUGCUCUGUUAGGUUAUACAGAUCCAGUACCUGAAGCUGGUAUCAGAAUUUUGUCUAUCGACGGUGGAGGAGUUCGAGGCAUACUAGUCAUAGAAAUGUUGAAAAAACUAGAAGAACUAUCAGGAAAACCGAUCUACGAAAUGUUUGAUUUCAUUUGCGGUGUUAGCACUGGUGCCAUCAUAGCUACAUUGUUGUGUUUGAAACAGAAGAGUCUAGACGAAAUUUCGGAAAUCUAUAAAAGUAUCAGCACUCAAAUUUUCACCCAGUCCGCGUUUAUUGGUACUAGUAAUUUAGUUUGGAGCCACUCCUAUUAUGAUACUCCUUUAUGGGAGAAAUUAUUGAGGGAACAGUGGGAGGAUAUGUUGUUGAUUGAAACUAGGAGAAAUUUGAAAGUUCCUAAGUUUUGUGCAGUGUCAGCUAUAGUAAAUCAAUCCAGAAUAUCUGCGUACAUAUUCCGAAACUAUGCAUUGCCUUGCAAAGUUCAGUCACAAUAUAAGGGUGGAUAUAACCAUAAGGUUUGGGAAGCAGUAAGGGCGUCAGCCGCCGCCCCCACUUAUUUUGAGGAAUUCAAAUUGGGUAAUAUGCUCCACCAGGAUGGUGGUAUUUUGGUAAACAACCCCACAGCAGUGGCAAUUCAUGAAGCUAAAUUAUUGUGGCCUACUACGCCGAUACAAUGCGUUAUAUCUUUCGGUACCGGUAGGACGGCUCCCAAUCCUGUUUCAAGUAGUGCUGGUGAUAAGGAAGAGAUAAUUACCAAUUCGUCGUGGAAAAAGAAAUUUUUCGCCAUUAUAGAUAGCGCGACUGAUACCGAAGGUGUUCAUACAAUGUUGUCGGAUCUACUCCCGGCCAAUGUAUACUAUAGGUUAAAUCCUUAUUUAACGGAAAUGUUGGAUAUAGCUGAAAUUGAUCCGAACAAAUUGGAACAGCUGAAGAGGGACGCUCUUAUGUAUUUGAGGCGAAACGAAGAUAAAUUUCACGACGCUGUUAAAGCUACUAACCACAAGAAAGGUUAUGCUCAAAAAACUUUGGAUUGGUUUAAUCUGAAGAAGGAAAUGUACGGUCUUACUUCGAUUUGAUUUGUAUUUUUUUAAAUGUAAUGAGACCAUUAUCAUAAUUUUUAACUGUGAUUUUAUAUGCAGAUGUUUUAUUUAAUAGUUGUUUUUGUAUAGAUCAAAAUACAUCAUCUUACAAAAA